AUGAAGACACCAGCAGAUGAGGUUGGGAUGAAGACACCAGCAAAGAAGGUUACCGACAUCGACGACCUCUUAAUAGAAAUCCUCCAACGAUUACCUACAAAGACUCUAUUACAGUUCAAACUCGUUUCGAAACAAUGGUUGUCAAUUAUAUCCAGCUCCGAUUUCAGCAUUUUUCACACUCGCUUCGUUCUCAAUGAAGGCUCUCUCAAACCUUCAGUUCUCUUUCUCGAUGCCAUCUACAGAAAACCACCUACGAAGUUCGUGUUCCUUCCUUUGAACCGCGACACCAAACAACUUCCGCUCUUGGAUUUCAUGAAUGCCCCUUACAUCACAAUAAUCCAAUCUUGCAAUGGUUUGCUUCUUUGCACAUAUGAUUAUGAUAAUCAGAGUUAUUUUAUCUGUAACCCUGUUAUCAAGAAAUUCAAGAUGAUCUCUUGUCCGAUGCCUCCAAUGCUGGAAUAUCAUCUUGUUGGUGUUAAUCUUGCUUUCGACCCUCUCAAAUCACCUUGUUACAAGAUUAUUUCUAUUUGGCAGGAAGUUUUGCUUGACAAAGACGAGGAAAACAAUUGCUUAUGUCGUAUGACUUCUAAUUUUUCUAUGGACAUAUACUCAUCAGAGACAGAUUCUUGGAAUGUAUCGAAAAUCAAAUUCACUUCAGAGUGGGCUAUACAGUUCGACCAUGCUGUUUUCUUUAACGGUGCAAUCCAUUGGGAUAGUGUUGCUAAAGAGUCGCUAUACUUUGAUGUGGAGACUGAAUGCUUGAUGCCGAUGCCGAUGCCAAAGCCAAGUAGGCGGUACAGCGGUUCUCGAUAUUUUGGGGAGUCCGGAGGCCAUUUGCAUCUUGCUGUUGGACAAAAUCCUGGUUAUCGUUUAAUAUUUCGGAUUUACGAGAUGCUAGUGGAUUACUCGGAUUGGUUCAUCAAGUACCGUAUUGAUCUUGAAGCCGAAAUGCGAAGUAUCAACCUUAAACCUCCUUACUGCGAUUAUGAUAUUUUCUGUCUGGUUGUGCGCUCUGAUGAGGACAAAGGAGAUUCAAUGGUUGCAGUACUUCAGUGUGGAACAACACUAUAUUACAAUUUCAAGGAUAAGGAAAUGGAAGUACGGACAGAUGGCCCUAAGGCAAACGGAUAUCGAUACGAUAUUGCAAGGUUUCGGGGCUGUGAAUACUUUGAGACCCUCUCUUGUGUUUGA
Theobroma cacao (cacao) is the source of this 1191-nucleotide messenger RNA. Its product is annotated as F-box protein At5g07610-like. Gene Ontology annotation, molecular function: protein binding. The record is from RefSeq and is a predicted model, not a curated record. NCBI's taxonomy places the organism in Eukaryota, Viridiplantae, Streptophyta, Magnoliopsida, Malvales, Malvaceae.